Molecule: messenger RNA, 528 nt
Organism: Tribolium madens (black flour beetle)
Lineage: Eukaryota; Metazoa; Arthropoda; Insecta; Coleoptera; Tenebrionidae
Product: protein ALP1-like
Source: RefSeq, a predicted model, not a curated record
AUGCCACAAAUACCUGUUGAAAAGAUGUUGCUUGCAGCACUUUGGACAUUGGCAAAUCCAGAAUGUUAUCGACCUAUAGGAGACAGAUUUAACAUUACAAAAUCCACCGUGUUUAUUGUAUAUCCACAUGGUCCACAUUUAUGCACACCACAUCACUAUACUUUAGCUGAUUCAGCAUAUCCUUGUCUUACAUGGGUAAUGUCCCCAUUUCGAAAUAACGGUCAUUUAACUGAGGCACAAAUUUAUUAUAACUCGUGUUCAAAAACUAGAGUUAAAAUCGAGCAAGCCUUUGCAUUGUUAAAAGGCCGUUUCCGAAGAAUAAAAGAACUACUUGACAUGAAUGACCUACAAAAAAUUGUAAAUACUAUUGUAGCAUGUUGUGUAAUCCAUAAUGUGUGCUUAUUAUCAGGAGAAGAAGAUAUUCAAGAAUAUAUCGCUGAAGGUAUACAGCAUGUUUUUCCAGUUAUGUAUGAACAUGAAAAUAAUGGAAACGACCAAAAGGCACUGCAGUCAGAACUGCGCUUAUAA